AGAAAGUGUUCUUGUUCAUAUCCAAUCUUAACAUCUUUGAUGAAGAGUUAGAAAUUUUGAGAGAGAAGUUUGAAAUGUUGCAUAAAAGAGAAGGUGGGUUUUGUGUAAUGGUGUGGCUUCCCAUCACAACAGUGGACCUAAUUAAAGACACAACAUUUAAUAAUAAGAGAAUGAAGAUGAUAGGGUACACAGUGCGCCACCCUUUACUGCCUGAUGCUUGGGGUAGCAAUGAGGAGGCCACUUUGGUGGCAGUGGACCAAGAAGGGAAGGUAAUGUGCCCUAAUGCCCUACACACGUUUCGAAUUUGGGGCUGUAAGGCACUGCAAUUCAGUGGAUUUAAGGAGAGAGAGCUGUGGCGGGAAGAGAAGUGGGGCAUUCGACUUUUGUUAGAUACUGUUGAUUCCUUCACAUUGAAUGAGAGAAGGAGCGAUGACUUGAUUUGUCUAUACGGAGGUGUGAAGGAGGAAUGGCUUCGAGACUUCCAAAGAGAAGCAACCAAACUCAUGAACCAAAGGGAUAUGAUCUAUGUGGGAAAAUCCAACUCCACCAAGGAACAAAUCUCAACCCUCUUAACCCACUGCAACACCAUAGACACGUGGAGGCAUUACAAGACCGUCCGCCACUUCUGGGCUCGCCUCACCAGCAUCCUCCAUGUGGGCCACCAGCUGGUGCAUGUGGGUGAGAAUGACGUUGUUUUGAAUGAAGCUAAGAGCCUUUUGGCCCUCGAUGGCCAUAGGGAGGGAUGGGCCCUGUUUGGCACUGUGGGAGGGUCGGAGAUGGUGGCAGCGGCCGGAGAGUCGAUUCUCCCAGCGCUGAAGAGGUGUGCGGAGAGGCAGGUAGUCGAGACAAGCGGAAGGAGCAUGAUUCUGGUGGCGUUGAAGGAGUGUAUUGGCAGUAGUAACAACGUGGGUAUUAUGUGGCCACAGGCGGCAAACCAUUGUUGCUGUAUGGCGAUGGCGAGGGACUUUGAUUGCAAGUACUCGAAGAACCCAAUGGGCACUCAGUGCAGCCAAACAAUGGCUCCACACACAAUGUCCCGAUGCUGCUGCAGGCACCCUUGAGUAAUUAAUUUUCGGGCUACUUCAUGUUUUUCAAAACAUAUUUUGCUACUUCAGAUUGUCUUUUCUGCUUUGAGGUCAAUAUUUUAUGACUGAAUUAAGUUGUUGGUUCAAGUUUAAAAGAAGGGAGGUUGAUCCUUCUAAUGGCACUCCUUUAAGUUGAGGCAAGUUGAUCUCAAAAAUAUUUUUCAAGUAAAAA
Molecule: messenger RNA, 1257 nt
Organism: Malania oleifera
Lineage: Eukaryota; Viridiplantae; Streptophyta; Magnoliopsida; Santalales; Ximeniaceae
Product: protein SIEVE ELEMENT OCCLUSION B-like
Exons: 2
Coding region: 75-1061 (328 amino acids)
Biological process (GO): phloem development
Source: RefSeq, a predicted model, not a curated record